AUGCUACCAUCAGGUUCACCAGAAAGUGUAAGAGCCGCCAAACCCAAGACGGGGGAGAAGAAGGAUGCUUCCAAGAAAGACAAAAAGAAAGAUGAAAAGAAGACGGACGAGGAAGAUGAUGAGCAACAAUAUGAAGAUGUGAACGUCGGUGAUGGCGCCCCUUCUCCACCACCAGCCUAAACUUGAACUGGUUUUUACUAACUUGGCCAAUUCUACUUGAAUUCUAUAAAAAAUAAAUUUAAAAAUAUAUUAUUUGUGUUUUAUGAAUUGAACAAUCAAGUACUAAAAUACGUACUGUAAAUAAUGCAGCUUUUGGAUAUUUUUAGUAUAAAAUGAAGUUUGAAUUUACCUGCCCUGUUUAGCCUUUUUUAGUUAUAAAGGAUUUGCAUACAGAGACAAUGAUCUUUUUCUGUUUGUUUUUGUAAUCGUUUUUUGUGCUAUUCAAGAACUACAGUAAAAAUAAUCAGUCUACCUUCAAAUCUGUUCAAUAUAACACAUGUUAUGCAAAUCCUAUUAUAAUUUUUCGUAUAAAAGCCAACAGAUCAAGAGUAUACCUAUCAUUCAUUAACUUGUUUGUCCAUUCCAACAUACGAUCCUUCAUCAUCCUUCUUUUGGCCCUUUUGGCUGUUACUGCCUUUGGUAAGUUGAACUGUAAUAUCAAAGUUUAUUUCAAAUUCAGGAGCCGGUAAAAAGCCAAUUCAAAAAGUGCCAGCUCGUAAGCCUACAGCUGCAAAAGCUCCUGUCAAAGCUGGUACCAAAAUUCCACCUGGCACUGGAGCCACCAUAAUCGGUACUACUUUUGUUGCCCCAGCUGAGACAGCUUCUACUGCUCCACCUGGCACUGGUGCCACUGUGGUUGGUACUACUUUUGUUGCCCCAGCUGAGACAGCUUCUACUGCUCCACCUGGCACUGGUGCCACUGUGGUUGGUACUACUUUUGUUAACCCAGAAUAG
This is a messenger RNA of Bursaphelenchus okinawaensis, 954 nucleotides long. The record is from the annotation of a GenBank genome assembly. Lineage: Eukaryota; Metazoa; Nematoda; Chromadorea; Rhabditida; Aphelenchoididae.